Alligator mississippiensis (American alligator) is the source of this 7627-nucleotide messenger RNA. RefSeq names its product neurexophilin and PC-esterase domain family member 3 (gene NXPE3). The coding region runs from base 738 to 2546 and encodes 602 amino acids. The record is from RefSeq and is a predicted model, not a curated record. NCBI's taxonomy places the organism in Eukaryota, Metazoa, Chordata, Crocodylia, Alligatoridae. The transcript has 9 exons.
GCGGAGGCCGAGCCCCGUGCACCCUCAGAGCAGCUGCACCGCAUGCUCCAGGGGGGCGUUUGGAGUUGGGGCCUCAGCCCCUAGCAGGGGCAUCGCUGUCUCCCCCUUGUCACCUCUGACACGCGUGUCCCUGCUGGUGUGUGGCCGUGCCUUCCCCGAGUGCGGCUUGCUGCCAUCGGACACGGCUUCUCUCUCGCCAGCUUUUCCUCUGGGCCCCUCUCGCACGCGUGUCGUGUGGUUCUCUGCCAUUUUGCAGCGCGAAGCUCUCCCGGCGCUUAGUGCUACUGUUCUUUAUUUGCAGGCGAGCUGGUGACUGGCCGCAAUUCAGAAGAGUUGCAGCCACGGCCGAGGAGCUCCGUCAGCGCAACCUUUUACAGCAGGCAUGAUGUGUGUUGUACCAAUGAGUUGCCGGGAAAAACAUGUGAAAGUCUCCUCCAGGAACGUGGCACCAUACUUCCUUUCAAGCUAAUUUUGAGUCUUGCUUUGAUCAUGUCUUCAAAUUGCUUUCAGCAAAGAAUGUAUACCUCUAUCCAAAAAUGAGACUUUCAGGAUUGUCCUUGAAGAAAGAAGGAAGAUAUGAAACUGAGGACAUGCCAGAUUGCAAGCACAAUUUCUCAGAAGUUGUUAAGUCCUUGGCCCAAAGCAUCCAGAAACUUUAAGGAGGCUCUGUGCAUUUCAUAAUAGGGGGAGACUAAUGCAGAAAAAUUCAGCUGAAAUCUCUGUAAUAUUGAGUUACAAUGACAUCAGUGCCUGUUGGCUAUGGAAACCAUGGCAGCAUGUUACAUGGGUGGGAAAGACAUGAGUGGACAAUGUGGCCCAACUUCUGCAGAUUCCACGUCUUCUGCAUGAUGCUGGCAGUAUUAGCUGUUGUGGUACUGAUUCACAACGUUCAUCAGUUAGAGCACUUGGAUCAUAGCACAGUCUCAGGGUUAAAUUGGAUCACAGAACCUGGUGACCAGCAGUCUUCAUCUCGGACAACUAAAAUUGCCAGCAAGACUUAUUGUGGUUAUGAGCAUCAAAUUUUGUCCAAAAGAGAACGAGCUGAAGAGGAGUCCUUACUUGCUGCUAUACAAUGGCCAAAACCCCCUGAAGACAAAAUCCCUUUUGUACGAAGUACUGAUCCUGCCCACAGCGACUUCGUGAUUUUAAAUCAUCACGCACGUUUCAAGGUGGGUGAUCAGCUAGAGGUGUUAGUCCGUAUGAAAGAUUUUCAAGGCAAACCAAAGAAGUAUGGUGGUGACUAUCUACAGGCAAGAAUCCACUCUCCUGUGCUGAAAGCUGGUGCAACAGGAAGGGUUGUAGAUUACCAGAAUGGUUUUUACAAAGUCUUUUUCAUUUUGCUCUGGCCAGGGGAGGUCAAAGUGUCUGUGUCACUGGUCCACCCUAGCGAAGGGAUCCAAGUCCUUCAACGCUUACGGGAAGAAAAGCCAGACAGAGUUUACUUUAAAAGUUUAUUUAGAUCUGGAAGGAAUUCGGAAACAACUGUGUGCAAUGUGUGUUUGCCCGGAGAUCUUCCAGUAUGCAACUUCACUGAUCUCUACACUGGUGAACCAUGGUUCUGUUACAAGCCCAGAAAACUUCCCUGUGCCAGCAGAAUCAGCCAUGCCAAGGGGGGAUAUCAAAAGGGCCUUCUGACAGCAGCGGAGAAUCUCUUCUUCCAAAAUGAUGUGAAUAUCAAAAUGCCAGUAUUCUCCAGUGGCCCGGAUUCAGUGACUGUAAAGCCCCUGAGAUUUACAGAUUUUAGUCAUUUAAAGCGGGAUUCUGUUCUGUCACACCAGUAUAAAUAUGAAGAAUCAGGCAAUCUGGAGAGACAAGGUCCAGAUGUUUUCCCUUCCGGUUACUAUUAUGAAGAUCAGUGGAGGCCAAGAACACACUGGAUUCAUCACUUCAACAAUUCUGUUGAUGUUACCAAAUGUUUACAAGGAAAAGUUAUCUACUUGUUUGGAGAUUCUACAAUAAGGCAGUGGUUUGAGUAUCUGACAGCAUUUGUUCCAGAUCUAGUGGAAUUUAACCUUGGGAGCCCUAAAAACGUGGGUCCUUUUAUGUCUGUGGACCUGAAGCAUAGCAUCCUGCUGAAUUUCCGUUGUCAUGGACCACCCAUUCGCUUUACGACGGUCUUCACCAGUGAGCUACGCUAUAUCGCCAAUGAGCUAAACGGCAUUGUAGGCGGUAGAAACACCGUGAUAGCCAUAACCAUAUGGUCGCACUUCAGCACCUUCCCUCUGGAGGUGUAUAUCCGGAGACUGAGGAACAUUCGGAGGUCAAUCGUGCGACUGCUCGAUCGCAGCCCCAAAACAGUGGUGGUCAUCCGAACAGCUAAUGUCCAGGAGCUUGGGCCAGAAGUGAGCCUGUUCAACAGUGACUGGUAUUCCUUUCAGCUUGACACAAUCAUGAGGAAAAUGUUCUCAGGAAUUGCUGUGUUCUUUGUGGAUGCUUGGGAGAUGUCACUGGCUCAUUACUUGCCACAUAAUUUGCAUCCAGAAGACGUCAUUGUUAAGAAUCAAGUAGAUGCUUUCCUGUCCUUUGUUUGUCCUCUAGAAACUUAGCACAAUUGGUGAAAAGGAGUUCAUAGUUUCACUACAGCAAAACUUGACAUGUUUGCCUAAGUUGCUCUUUGUCAGAGGUAUAAAAUAAAGCCAAGAAUGAUGUGGACAAACUUUACAGUUACUGCAGUUGCAAGGGAGGUCAGUUGUUUGGCUUUUGAAGUUGACAGCUGAAAGGAGUGGCAGUAAAAGGAAGUAGACUAAUUCAGGCUGUAUUUAUAUCUUCCUGUACAGUAGCUUCCUCUUGACCUUGUAAAUUAUCUCAGAUAACUAGGGAGCUCCUUAAGUUAAAUCAAGGCUCAGAAGGAAAACUCUUUAAAUUAUUAGCUUUAUUGAUAGUCUGUACUGCAUGAGCAUUCACACAGCAUUGAUUCUGUUCCCAAAGUCCAAUCCUACCUCAGCGGGAAGGAUUAUUUAGGAGCAGUCUCUUUGUUAUUCCAGAGUUGGAGCCAGUAUGUAGGAAGGACAUUCCUAGACUCCUACAAUCAAAAGAAAUGAACAUAUGAACAAUUUACCACAAGUUUAAACUGGGAGUAAGGCUUUUCUGAGAGUCAUUUUUUUUCAGGAGAACUGCCUUUUUGAGUGUGUGCUCUUGCCCUGCAAUAAAUGGAAGGAAAACUACAGGAGUUUAGCUCUCAGUAGAAGAGAACACACCUACUGUUCUUUAAUUUUUCCAUUUACCACAGGUAAAGCGUGUGAUCACAGGGAGCUACAAUGACACAGCUGAUGCAUGCUAAAACCCUGUCUGUUGUUUUCCUGUGGUAAACUGUUCAUAUGCCCACACCCAGAAAAGCACAGUAUGAAAGCACAAUAUGGUUGUUCUAAAAUCCUAGUCUGGAGUCUGAAAGGGAUGUCCUAAAACCACUGCGUCAGUCAAGAAAGCACAAUCUAAAAAUCUGGAAUUGUCAGAAUAUUUUUGACAGUGAUAUAGCACACUAAUCAGCCAUCAGUGGUGUUUAUAGAAUGGCUGCUAAAUCAUCUGAAUAACCAGCACUAGCUUUAUUUUUGGACUGCUAUGUAUAUAUUAAGCUUUGAUACGCUGUUGUCUCAUCAGUUGGUGGAUCUGAAAUGGGAAAGAUGAACAAUGACGAUGCUAUCUUUGGUAGCUCCUGCACCUGAAAAAAAGAAAAUUGCAGAAACUAGUAUUCAUCACGUUAAAUAUUUCCUUUAAAAAAUGUGUUCCCCCUCAUCCCCCCUGUCAGGUGAGCCUGUUUUUCUUUUGUUAUUGCAUGACUGGGCUCCUGUUAAGGAAUAAGUUUUGUUUGAGGUAUACAGCAAGUAGGACAUACAGUACAAACAGGAUUAGGGAGUGAAUGGAAUGUUAAGUCCAUCUCUCAACAGUGUUAUUGUAAGUUCAUGCUCUGACUGGUUUGAUUGAUCUUCUGGCUCAUUUGCUUUUAGAUUUGGCAGUCGUUGCCCCAUUUUUUUCAACACCUUCAUUUCUGCAUAAUCUAGCAGUUUCCACUAGUGCAAAUUAUUUCUUUGUUUUGGACAGCUUGUGCAGUCCAAUAUUGGCAAGGUCUGUCCACAUGUUGCACAGAACUGACUGACUGAAUUUGUUUUUGUAUAUUUGCAAUUGUGUUUCUCAAUAUUGGAGGUCUGGUCUUUGCAGCUGGAGCCUGAACAGGAUUUAUGCUAUCAGUAAGAGUAUAGGUUUGUUUUUUGUUUUUAAUAAAAGUUUUAAUUGGAAGGCAUUUAAAAAUAAAUUGAGAUGUGUAAGAUCAAAAAUUACAAGCACACAAGUUGUGGACUUACAUACAAAACAAUUCAAAACAAGUUAAAAAUGACUGGAAGCAAGUGAUAUUGUGAGAUGACUCCAUUCCUACCAAGGUGCAUACAAGCACCUUGAGGCAAAAUUUGGUCCAGGAUAAGCUUUCAGGGGUUGAUGCUUCCCUUGGCUCUUCUUAAAGCAGUGUCCAAAAUGGUGGUGCUUUCUGUGUUUGGAGAUGUUAGUAGAAUUACUAACUGCUGAUGAACAAGCCUGUGUCAGUUCGUGUCUGAAGGUAAAUCACCUUUUUAUCAGCCUGUUCAUGAAACAAAUGAAUAAAGGCCCACUGAACUUAGCCAUGUAGCUUUUAGAGGAGGCAGAGCCUUUAACCUAAUUGUGCUGACAUACUGUUGGAAAAGUUCACAAUCCCCAGAAACCAGCACUGGGGGUUAGAAGCAAACUUUUAACUUGCGGGUUAAAGUUCUGCUCUCCUUGUUCACCCCUAUCAUAUGUUCAUUUACAAUGCAUUCAGGUCGUGGGUGCAUGUGUUGCUGGUCAGCACAAUCCUUCUGUUUCUUGUUCCCCUUGGUUCUUUUUGAUGCCAAUUUUGUCAUCUUCAGCAGCAUCUUGUAGAGCAGGGGUGGGCAAAAUGCGGCCCGCCAGACCAUUCGAUCCAGUCUGCGGGGCCCCUAAAAAAUUUAGAAAAUUAAUAUUUAGCUGCCUGUCAUGCGGCCGUCGAUGGCUUGCCAAAACUCAGUAAAUGGCCCUCCACCCAAAAUAAUUGUCCAUCCCUAUUGUAGAGGUUUAGAGUUGGCAGGGAAGAAAAGGAAUAUCAAUCUGAUUUGGCUUUUUGCUACCUUUUAAUCCUGGAUGCCAGAGUCAGCAAAGGUUUGGAGUUAGGGGUAGGGGAGUUGGAGGUAUUCUGGGCCAUAAUCCUCUGGAUCAUCCCAUGCACAGUCCCCCAUCAGCUGUUGCCAUUGUAGCCAGACCAGGCUCACUGAUACAGUUGAUUAUCUGACCAUUGCUGCACUGUGACUCACCUCUGCGGGGAUCCAAAAAUACUUGAAACUUGAUGCUGCUUGAAGCAGCAUCCACAUUUCAUCCCUUUUUUACUGUGGCUCUUCUGCAGCUGUCAGAGAGCUGGGUGGGUUGUGGGGUGGGAGUGAAUAUGUGCAAGAGAGAGAGAGGGAUCCUGGUGUUUUGUCCCCUUUUUUCUUUAUGGUUGACAGGCUACAUGGACCCUAUUGCAAAAAAGGAGAAGGAACUACUUGGAAAGGAAGCAUCCUACCUGGCCAUCUUUCCCUUGUGCUGUCUUUUUGCUGUCUCUCUCCCCACUUAUCACUGUGCAUCAGGUGAAAACACACAGAUGCAAGUGGCAGGUUCCUGUCAGUAUGUUGGCAACAUGCCCUGAAAUGAGUCCUACGCGCUGAUUUGUUCUAGUUGUUCCUCAUUGAUAGUAGGGCUGUGCAAAGCUUUGGGUGCCGAUUCUAUUCGGAGAAGAUUCAGCCUGAUUCGGCAGUUGAAUCUCUGAAUCUAAUCAGGAGACCAAUAAAAAGGUCUGAAUCGAUUCAAAGCUCUCCGAAUCAAUUCGGAAAACAUUCAGGCAGUCCCUGCUUACUGCCACAGGCAGCUGGACCUGGACUCUGUGCUGGUAAGUAGGGGGUUGAAAGCACUGGAGGAGGGGAGAGGAGACCAUGGGGGGACCCCUGCCAGGCUCCAUCACCUGCCUGCUCUCCCCAUGGCUGCCCUGCCUGGCCCCAGCCCCUGGUGCUUUAAAAAAAAAAAAAAAAAAAGAGCCUUGCACUUGCUGGCUGCUGCCAAUGGGGGGGAAGGUGAUCCCCAUUGCCCUGCACUGCAUAGGGGGGCUCUGCCACAAGCCCCCAUCCCCUGCUCGCUCUCUCUGCCCCAUUGAUAGCUGCCCUGCCCAGCCCCAGCUCCUGGUUCUUUAAAAAAAAACCCAAAAAACAAAACAAAAAAAAAAGCAGAGGCCUCACUGGCUGCUGCAGUGGCUGUCAGAGCUUCUGAGGGCUUGUGGCAGAGCCCCUCAAUACAGCAUGGGAUAAGUGGGGAACCCCACCCCCCUGCCAGCUUAGCAGCAGCUACUGAGUGCUGGGCUUUAUUUUUUUAAAGAGCCAGUAUGUUGGGGCUGGGUGGGGCAGCCAUUGACAGGGCUGGGAGAGCGGGUGGGGGAUGGGGGCUGUUUGAUUCAAAGAUUCGGCCGAUUUGCCAGUGGCUGAAUCUCCAAAUCAGAUUUGGCCGAAUUUCUGCUUUUGGGAUAGUGAUUGGGACAGUGAUUCGAAUUGUCAAAUCAAAUCAAAUCACUGUCCCCUGAAUUGGCCAAAUCUGAAUCCAAAGCAAAUGCUAGCCACUUUGCACAGGCCUAAUUGAUAAGUCUCAAAGCACUUGAACAACCUUGUUUUGCAGAUGUGACUUACUCAAAGUCAGCUGGUAGUAUAAUGACAGAGCCAGGGACAGAACCAGGUCUCCUAAGUCCCGGUCCUGUGUUGUGUUGUCUUGGUCACUUCCUUUCUAUUGUGCUUCAGGACCCCAAAUGGCAUAUUGAAUUCACUUUGCUGCCAGCACUGGAUUUAAGGCAGCAUGAGAAGUGAGUAAGCCAUGGUGCCGGUGCUGUGGGAAGCCAGUCUGGCAGAAGCUAUGCAUGUUGUGCCUCUGAUCUCUAUAGGGUUUAAUGCUUUUAUUCAUGUUUGUGCAGCACAUACCUGUGUUUAAUCAUGUUUCUUUAUGCAGCCGGCUAAGAGCGUGGACCCUGCAGCUUAACUUGUGCCUCUGGCUGACCUGGUUCUUUCCCUCACAGCUGGUUUGCCCAUGUUUAUGGCUGACUGCAAGAGUACUCACCACAUAGUAAAGUAUUGGGAGGCCACUGGAAGUUUUGGGUAGUUAGGUGCCUGACAAGCUAAAGUAAACUUCUUAUUUUGAGAGAAAUGUGCAAAAUAGGAUGAAUUGCAGCAGGUUUGAUGCUAUGUUAGCAGUUUCAAGGAGGGUCAGAUUGCGGGGGGAGAAAGGUGGGGCAAGGAAUGAAAGAACUGCCAGAAGGUAUAUUUCUGCUUUUUCCUUUGAAAUUAGUUUCAGUUACGACUAUGGAUAAUUUUAUUUAGGGCAUGAACUUCUGAAAUAGUAAAAUUGUGACUUAACUUUUUGGUUAAGAGCUAAUAUUUAUUGUUUUGGGGAAGGGAAAAGGGUAGAGUAAAAAAUAAAACUAUUAGUGCUAAAAAUGUCGAAAACCAAGGACACUACACUUCUAAAUAUCAGCCUCAAAUGUAAUUGUAACCCUGAUUUUAUCUUGCCCGCUGUGUAUGUAUUAUAUUCAUCCCUAAAGACAUAACUACCAGCAAUAAAAUAAAAUAUUUUUAAAGCA